Cylicocyclus nassatus is the source of this 4343-nucleotide messenger RNA. NCBI's taxonomy places the organism in Eukaryota, Metazoa, Nematoda, Chromadorea, Rhabditida, Strongylidae. The record is from the annotation of a GenBank genome assembly.
CAAGUAUGUCGAACCCCGGCACGGGGGCUUCUAUCCAGAAAGAUCUACUGGAUGUCUGGAGGAUAGCUAAUGUUGAAGAUUUCCAGCAAAAAUUAGUAUUUUCUCUGAAUAUUCGAAGAUUAGAACAUAUAAGUCAUGUGCAGGACAAGGAAUUCCAGAGUAUUGGGCUAACGCCAACCCAGAUACAAGACCUGAGGAGGGUUGCUGCUAAUGUUCAGGAAGUAGCCAAUAGAAGAAAUACUAGUGGAGAAGUGGUGUAUAUACCAAACAAUAAUCUUGCAGAUAAUAGUUCUUCCGAGUUGAAUAAGGCAAUCAUAGCAAAAGAGCAGAUCAAAAUUAUGGAAACCAUUGGCGAGGGGACAUUUUCUGUGGUAAAACGCGCAAUAUGGUAUCAUCCAGGUGGCAGUAAGAUUGAUGUUGCCGUGAAAAUCUUACGGGACGUUUCACCUUCGCUAGUCGAAGAUCUUGAAGUGGAAGCAAGUCAUCUACUCAAACUUCAGCAUGCCAAUCUUAUUCGAUUGUUUGGAAUCGUACGACCCGCGAUGAUGGUUUUCGAAUUAUGCGAAGGUGGAGAAUUACUGACACGUUUGCGAGAUACGAGCAAGCCUGCGCCCCUGGUUACACUUCUUCUUGAGUACUGCCUGCAAAUAGCGAAGGCUCUUACAUUUCUGGAAAGUAAGCAUGUAGUGCACAGAGAUGUAGCUGCUAGGAAUGUUCUUCUCAGCAAAGACGAAAAGGUUGUAAAAUUAUGUGAUUUUGGACUGAUGAGAAAUUUGAAGGAAAAUGAAAGGUCGUACACGAUGCAAGGACAGAAGCGUGUGCCAUUUUCUUGGUGUCCGCCAGAGUCGUUGCGGCAUCGAAAAUUUUCUCACGCCUCUGAUGUUUGGGCUUUUGGUGUCACGGCCUGGGAAAUAUUCAGUUAUGGGGAAGAUCCUUGGAUUGGUUGUAGAGCAAUAGAUGUACUCCAGCGGCUUGAUGCAGGAGAACGUUUGGAGAAGCCAAAAUAUUGCUCCCAACAAAUAUAUGACUUAAUUAGUCUAUGUUGGAACAUCAAUCCGGAUCUUCGUCCUAAGUUCAGUUUAUUGAGGACUCAUCUUCUCGGCGUUGAGUUCAAUAUCGCAGAGGUUCGUGAUGCGUCAAAUCCAGAUCCUAGCGGUGAAAUGUUGGAAAUGAUGGCGCGAGAUCGAGUAAUCGUCAUUGAAAGCAGUGGAUUUUUAUGGUAUGGCCAGAAUGAGAGGACACAUCUGUUUGGAAAAUUCACCCGUUCCUCUGUGUUUGUCAACAGUAAAACUGUGUCCUCUCAUCCACAUCGUGACACUAGCGCCAUCGGUGGUAACAGUAGAAUCUCGCUUCCCAUCCGGGGUUCGUUUAUACAUGCUGGGCAUGGUGACGUGUUAGGCAACUCUUCUUGGGGCACACCUGACAAAAUUGAUGAUGUCUACUUGAAAAAUCCAAUUAUCGGAGAUCCGCUAAACCUCACUAUGAUGCCGUUGUCUGUUCCAUCCGUGACGAAUGUCAGUAGUACUAGCGAGACGGUUUUUGCUGGUAUGCCAUCAACAUCGAAAGCUCAAGCAAAACCGGACUAUGAGGAUCCAUUUGAUAUAGCAGCUUUUGACGAGAAUUUCACUCCCACUCGAAUCAAGCUGCCUGAAGUUUUCACUACUGGACGCAUAAGUCCGUCUACCAACAUCAGCAUUGAACGACCACGACCAUCCUCUUCACGCUCGGCAAUACCAUCAACUUCUUCUCCACUUCCUUCACAUAAUGGUUGGGAGCAGUCUGCGCCAGUGGAUAGAGCGUUGUUCUCCAUAUCUCCGAACUUACAGGCGCCUAUCACUCCAAAACCUACAAAUGGCACUAGUAUGAUAACAACUCAACCCAAAGAAUCAGGCGUUGUGAAACUGCCGAUGCCCAAACAACCAGUCACGCAACAGCCAGUUUCGGAUGCAAGUGCGACGCGGGACGAUCCGUUCGAGAUCUCCAGUAUAUUGAGUAAUACUGUGCUCAGGGAGAGGUACAAUAACAUACUUGAGAAGAAGGCCGCUUUGAUUGCUUCGCAAGCCAACACCACUAUGCCUUUGCUUCCUUCUUCCUUUUCCGGUCCCAGCAAUGUGCGAAGGUCAGAAACAGCUAGCGUGCCGUUACCUUCGUCUUCAGCUUCGGUUUCCAUCGAGAACAGCGUUGUUCGGACCAGACCACACUCUAAUAUCUUACAACCAACGGUCCUUACUACGCUGAAUAACAACAGAUUGACCAGGCCACAGUCUGCAGUCAUGGAAGGUUGGGAUCGCAAAGAACACAACGCGAGUCCCUCUUUCUCUCGGGAGACUGGCGAUCUCCCCAUCCAAGCUCUCAAUGAUGUGUCGAUGACAGCAAAGACAGAGCCAGGUGGUCGCAUAGCGCCUUCGAGUCCUGUUCUUGACGAAAUUCGAAAGAGACGGUUGGAGAGUGCCAUCACAAGUGUGCUGCCACAACCUAGCCAGCUAUUCUUUGGGAAUGGCUCUGGCACUAAUGGACAGGUGCAGAUGCGUAGCAGCACACCACCUACUUCUCAGAAUGUGGCUCGCGUUCCUGCUGUCAAUCCUGUUCGCCCACUUCAGCCAGUGCUGAACUUAAAUGGUGUUCUUGAGCCCAUACGACUGCCUACUAGCGUCUCAGCACGUACAACUGUCUCUAGUUCGCAGCCAUCUUUGCGAAAUAAUCAGCAGAUCCCGAGCAUGAGCAAUCCCAAUAGCCUUCCUGGCAAUUCCAUGGCUGCUCGUCCUCUCAGCCAGACGCAGCUGCCGCUAUUCAGUUUGUCAAACAACACGGCGUUUCCUAAUUACCAGCGUGGGGUCAACCCAUAUCAGUAUAAUUUCGCCAGUGGUGUUCCUGCGGUGCAGUUCAACCAGAUGCGGAGUUCAAACGGCGUACUGCCACCUCGCUUGGAACCGUUCACUCCCUUCCGCGUUGCAGAGGGCGAGGACGUUCUAGAGGUUCUUGACCCGCUUUCGGCAACGUCGCGAGAGAGGCGCACGACACCUACUCCUGCUGCUUCUUCAUUACCAGGUUCCAUAACUCUAGCUGAGCGGAUGGAGAUUUUGUACUCGGAUGCGCCUUUUGCCGAUCGUUCCCGUUGCGACCAAAUGGUUGCAAAAUGUCGGGGUGACAUUGAGAGUGCUUUGCGUGAACUCAAAGUUGAACAUCUUGUCGACACGCAGAUCGCGGCUAACCGGGAGCGGGCACGUGAAGCCCUUAACUCCAAAUCUUGGGAUCUAAAUGCAGCCGCAGAGCUGCUAUUAAUGUCGUAGUCCGAGGAUGACAUGAGGUAUGAAUAGUAGAACAGGAGGUUGUAUCUUGACACAAUAGCGCAGGUGUAUCCGAUUCUUUAUUACAUUGGGACGAACGGGCGCUUAUACUUAUUCUAGUCUUACCUGUAAAAUUUGAUCUGAUCAUGUAUUUAAUUUUCAUGCGAGGUAUCUUGUUCUGCUUACAUGGUUUAUUGCGUUAUGUAUGUUAGGUUCAAUAAUGUUGUGCAGACCUGAUUCCUACGUGUCUGCCUUUCGUUCUACUUCAUAUCUUUUUUCCGGGUCAUGCCUUUUGUCCAAUAAGAUUUGAACUUCGUUUGAGUGCCAUACGCAAUACACUGCGAGCUGUUCACUUCCUUCUGACUUCUUUCCAGCAAUGAGUUUUAGACAAUCAAAGUGUUUUGUUGAUUGCUUACAGAAAGGCUAGUAUACCGAGUUGCUGAAUUUGCGAAAUUUUUGAAAAGGCAUACAACUAAUUUAUGCAGAGUCCCAAGCUGUGUAAAUGCUCGCAAAGUGGCUCCUUUAUUUGGCUUAACUUGCUUAUAUCAUCUGCAGAAUUCUGAUAUUGCCUCAUUACCCUUGUCGGCCCAUGCAUGAAACCUUGUACACUUUUGUUCAUUUAUUUGUUGUUCACGUUUGGACGUAAUGAGUGCGUAUUUUGUGAUUUUGCGCAUGUUAGUCAGAAUUCUGGCUCUUUGUAUAGUGCGAUGAUUUUGUUUCUGCUAGCGCUUGAGUUGUACUUUAUAUAUCGCUUGUAUAGUGUGCCAUAUUAGCAAAAGAUAUCAAUUCCGCUUAUAUAUUUAGGCUCAUUUGUUUUGUCUAGAAUGCCUCGAUAUUUUUGAAGAGCCCGUCAUCUUGUCGUACCCUCUACCAUUAUUGUACCCUCUACCAUUCGUACCCUCUACUAUUAUCGUUACAAAUUAGAGGAAUCUCGCACAAUCAGCACUUUAGUUUUCCACUUUGAUCUUGUGUCCUGUGAUAUGUAAUUAUCAGUUGCUCCUUCAGAAGUCAUUGCUUGCUUAUCUUCCAUAAAGAAAUAAAUUUUACAGUGUUAUU